Messenger RNA from Corvus hawaiiensis (hawaiian crow), 2865 nucleotides. RefSeq names its product pancreatic and duodenal homeobox 1 (gene PDX1). Gene Ontology annotation, cellular component: nucleus. Gene Ontology annotation, biological process: type B pancreatic cell differentiation; regulation of transcription by RNA polymerase II. NCBI's taxonomy places the organism in Eukaryota, Metazoa, Chordata, Aves, Passeriformes, Corvidae. The transcript has 2 exons. Gene Ontology annotation, molecular function: RNA polymerase II cis-regulatory region sequence-specific DNA binding; DNA-binding transcription factor activity, RNA polymerase II-specific. The coding region runs from base 71 to 853 and encodes 260 amino acids. The record is from RefSeq and is a predicted model, not a curated record.
UCCCGGGCUCCGGGAGCGAGAGCAGCCCUAUGUGUCCCUAAGCUGCGAAGCCCCCUUGGCCCCGCUCGCCAUGAACACCGAGGAGCAGUAUUAUGCCUCGGCGCAGCUCUACAAGGAGUCGUGUGCGUUUCAGAGAGCCCAGGCGCAGGACUACAACCCUAGCCCCCCCGCCUGCCUGUACAUGGGCAGGCAGCAACAGACUCCUUAUCCCAGCGCCUUAGGGGCUCUGGAGCAAGGCAGCCCGCCAGACAUUUCACCUUACGAGGUGCCCCCCAUCACAGAGGAUGCCGGGGUCUCCCACCUUCACCACCAUCACCACCACCCUCAUCUUCCUCCUCCCCACCAGGACGCGCUGCCUUUCUCAGACGGGGCGGACACGGGAGCUGUAGAGGAGCCCCGAGUGCAGGUGCCUUUCGCCUGGAUGAAGUCCACCAAAUCUCACGCCUGGAAGGGACAGUGGACCGGGGGAUCCUAUAUGGUGGAACCGGAGGAGAACAAGCGGACGAGGACGGCGUACACGCGGGCGCAGCUGCUGGAACUGGAGAAGGAGUUUCUCUUCAACAAGUACAUCUCCAGGCCAAGGCGGGUAGAGCUGGCUGUCAUGUUGAACUUGACCGAGAGACACAUCAAGAUCUGGUUCCAGAACCGGCGGAUGAAGUGGAAGAAGGAAGAGGACAAAAAGCGAGGGGCGGGCAACAGCAAUGACCCCGAGCAAGACUGCGUGGUGUCCUCUGGGGAGCUCCAAACCAAGGAGGAUCUCCAGCCAUGCCCCGCCGGGAACCUUCCCUCGGGAGACUCCAGGGACCUUCUCGCCCCCAGCCUAGUCCCCAGAAGGCAGCAGGACUCUCGGUGAGCCGCGGGGAGCCCCACGGCCCGGGAGGAGGAAAAGGAUGGGACAUGGAAAAGAGCCGAGAGGCUGGCGCCGGCUUUCCUCCGCCGUGCCGUGCCGUGCCGUGCCGUGCCGUGCCGUGCCGUGCCGUGCCGUGCCGUGCCGUGCCGUGCCGUGCCGUGCCGACCCACUCCCGCCUUCCCUCUGGGAAACUCGGUGCCCCCAUUCUGAAACUCGCGUCCUCCGGAAAGUAAAUGUAAGAUGUCCAGCUCUCCAGAUGACAAGGAGAGGCUCGCUGUGGGCCCUAACGCCAGGGGAGCCCGCCGGGAUGGCGGCGAGCUGGGCCCCACUUCCCCGGGCCGCCCGCGCCUCAGCGAGCCCUACGGGACACCUUCCCCCGGGGAAGGUGGGUCUCAGGUCGCCACCGACGGUGUGUGCAACCCUGGGUGCACGGAGAGGUCUGGACACCGGAGGAGAAGCGAGGGCACGCUGCGUUCCUUGCCGCGGACAGCUGCUCUGUCGGGGCGCGCGUCCCACCGUGUCCGUCGGUCCACAAGCGCAGACACGGACCCGAGUAUCCCGGACCAUUCACGGGCUGGCACGCCGCCGUCCCCGUCCCUUCCAGUCACCCCAGGGCAUCGGCUCUACCGAGGACUCUCUCAGGACUGUUACUUACUUCUUUGGAAACUGGAACCUGGUUUCUUUCGUUUUCUUUUUCUUUUGGGAAAGAAAUAGGUGGGGGGAAGGAAAAAGGGAAAAAAAAAAAAGAGAGAAAAAAAAUUUUUAAAAUUGAAAAAGAAAAGGCCUACGUGUCCUGCGGGCAGGAUUUGUCUCCCCCGAUGACCGGCUCUGAUGACCGGCACAGGCAGCCAGACCCUCCCCCGGGCUCCGGCAGCGGCUGCGGGGACCCUGCGCUGCUGCCCGCGGCUCCGCGCCCGUCUGGGCUCCGGGGAACUCCGCGGCUCCAGGGCUGCGCUUGCCUCUUCGAGGGGUGAAUGCGAGCCCAGGGAUGGAACAGAGGAAGUCGCGGUUUCUCUCUGGGCAGCGAGCAGACAGAGUGAUAUAUCUGGGGGAUAGGGCCGGUCCUAGGGACACUGUCCUUCGUGAAAAAAGCUCCAGCCUCUCUUCCAACUCUUUCGGAAGCUCGGACUCUGCCUUGGAGAGGAGAAACCUCUGUACAGCACGAGCUCCUGUCCCGGAGUGGCUCUAUGCGUGGUUUUUCUCUGCAGACUUAUUUCUACAGCCCAGCAGAGGCUGGAGGCCGGCUGCCUCCCGAGGCCCUGCAGAGCACUGGGGACUUUCCCUGGGCGCUGUUUUUCGGCCCGGGCCGAUGUGCGGGAGAGCUCGGCUGCUCCGGGAUGGAGCGGGGAGCGCCCGGCCCGGGCUUCCCUGCGGGGAGGUGGGUAGUGGAGUCGGCGCCGGCUGCCCCGGGCCCAGCCUGCCUUCCCUGCUGCCAGGAACAGCUUCCCAGUCCCGACAACGGCGGGAACUCCAGCUAAGUGGGGAACAAAUCACAGCCGAACUAGAAACAGAAAACAGCGGUAGGAAGGAACUAGGAACUGUCUAGUUUGCUGUCGGUCAGGCGGAUCUGCCUUCUUUCCUCGACGGGGAGGUUCCUGCCCUGUACCCGGCAGCAGCAACCCCUCGAGCAUCCCUCGGGGGCCGCCACAGCCCCUCCCGCGCUGCGGGCCCGGGAGUGCCAUGGGAGGAGGAAAAUGAGGAGGAGGACAACCUGUCGCACCCUGGCCAGAGGAUGUUCCCAGUUCCUCGGCUGAAAGCGAGGGGAAGAGCAAAUAGCUCGGUACAGCUCUUUGGGGGUUUCCCAUCUUACAUGAAACUUCUUACACUAAGGUGGAGACUUGAAGGUGUAAUUUGUCUAUUGCUUUUCUUUCCUCUUGGGACAUUAAGAUCUGUGUGCAAACAGGAGUAUUUCUGGUAAUUUUUCCUGCAAGUUGACUGAGAAAUUUAUCACCCAAGCCUGUAUAUGCUUAUUCAUCAAAACGCAGUCAAUAAGUGAGAAUUUUAUUAAUCAUUAU